GUUCGCAGGGUACACAGCUGUUUUAUCUGCAAGUCCAGAUACUUAUAACACAAUUCCUAAAGGUGAGCUGGCAUAUAAUUCCCACAGAGCGAGAGAGAGAGACGUCGACGGAAACCAUGAAGACUGCCAGCAAGCCGAAGCAGGAAGGUCAGAACCGAAGUCAGGCGCAGCCGCAUCGACAGCCGAAGCCGAAGCCGCAGCAGCCGGCAACAGCAGCAGCAGCGGCGGCAAUGUCGCCCGCGCCCGUCGUUCUGCCGCAGAGCGAGUCCAGCGACAGCGCCAGCACUUCGACGUCGAGUUCGCGGUGCAGCAGCCUGCACAAGUACGGGAGCAGCGCCGUGGACGGGAGCAGCACGUCGACCAGCACGGCGGCAUUGGAGACCGGAGGAGGCAAGGCUGCCGGCCGCAAGCGCAGGCACAGCGACACCACCUACCCUCGUCGCCGGAAGAGGUCUUCCUCCACCGACACCGAAGUCGCAGCGGAGACGCAAAGCCGCGGCAGCAAGUUCUGGCUGUACUCCCUGGUGGCCAUCGUGCUGACCAUCGCCACGGCCAGCGCCAUCAGCGUGUCGCUGCACGCCGCCGACGCCGAGACGGACGAGCCGAGCGAGUACGUCCUGCCCAAGCAGGCGACCGCGCGGACGCCGCAGUGCAGCUGCGCCAACGGCAGCGCCACGACCGCGGCGAAUCCCGGCGCCGUCGCCGUCCCGCGCGGCCGCCGCCGCCGCCGCCUCACCACCUCCGAACCACGACGACGGCGGACGUCGACCAGGAGCCCGGACGGGGUGGCAGCCGGCGCGGCGAACGAGACCGGCACGUUCGCUCCGGACAAGCCGGCGGCGGCAGUGGGCAGCGGCAACGCCAGCGCCGUCCAGCGGCUGGACGGCGAGGAUGCCGUGCCGGAAGACAGUGCGCCACGGGAGGUCGCCCGCAAGGUCACGCGGUCGCUCGUCGCGUACAAGAUCGGGCCGGGCCGACGAAAGCACGGCGCCGAGGCGUCGGCGGCGUCCCGAACGCCACCGAAGACCCAUACCGGCACCCGAGCGCCGCGCGAAGUGCAGACGCGCGCGAAGCAGGGACAGCCGAACCCUGCAACCAAGGUAACCGACGAGCGGCCGACGGUCAAGCACGCUGCCGGAACGAAUGAAGAGACCGCCACCUCGAAGACGGCGGCGUACGCGAAGCCCGGAGUCGAGGAGGUGGCGGACUGGGAGCAGGAGAUGAAGCUCGUCGACCGUCACGGGCCUACGCCGAGCGCUGCAAAGAAGCGGGGCGUCGGGGAGGCGUCGGGCGAAGACGGCGCCUCGAACGCGGCAGCGCAAAAUGCCGCCGCCACUGCUCCAGCGUAAUUUCAGGUCGACACAGCGAGAUCUGAAGAAGAGCGGCGACGCGCGCAUAGCGGAGGGCCUACAGCGGUCGCCACGACCCUCGUCACGCAUAUUAGGAGCACCGUGCGACCGUUAUCAGCGAGCGUGGUGGACGUUCACCCAUUAAUAAAGAUGACUAGCAAGAUUAUAUAACGUGGCAUGCUUGCAACGUGUGUCUGGGUGAUUUGGUACACUCCACCAAUCCAGAGAAAUACAAAGCGGUAAGGUUUUAAGAGUGCAAGAUCAAGAAUUUUCUGCUUUCAGAAGCACUACACAAGCGAACCACGCGGCCACAAUUCAUUUUUCGCCAUCCGGGCACCGAUAGCGGCACGGACCGCCGCGCAACACAGAACACCCGCUCACGUACUCGCCCGUACACGCCGACAUCCUCGUACCCUACCGACAAACUCUUCUAUCUUUGCAGUGUGUUCCUGGUGCAACGCCGUGCAACCUGUACCGAAACUGGUUGGUAACAAUAUUUUCGUUAAAGAAAUACAUUUUACUGCGUUUUGACAGCGAAGCUUUCUUACUACUUUGCGGUUGCUGGCUGAUACUGUCUUGCCUAUUACGCAACUUUGGCCACUGCGCGUAUGUGCCCGACACGUAUACCCAGUUUAAUAUUGCCAUUAAUUUUUCAUUAAUGUGCCGCUAGAGAGAACAUUGUGCCCCAAUUAAUAGACAACUUGGGCCAUCUGGAUACGUGCAACUAGGCAUGUAUAGCAUCAGGUAGUAAACAUUAUUUGCCAAUCACCCAGAAUGGGUGUGUGCCGCUGGGUAGGUGCUCGAAUCGGCAAGCACUACAAGAGGCAAAAGAUGAAGGUGUCCGCAAAAGAAAGUUGAAGUGAGCUACACAGAAGUGAACAAGUCGGCAUGAAAAGCAGUCUAGUGGGGAGAAGGAAGUGAACAGAACGUAACCAGAGUGUGCAUUGAGA
Dermacentor silvarum is the source of this 2299-nucleotide messenger RNA. RefSeq lists its product as uncharacterized. The record is from RefSeq and is a predicted model, not a curated record. NCBI's taxonomy places the organism in Eukaryota, Metazoa, Arthropoda, Arachnida, Ixodida, Ixodidae. The transcript has 2 exons. Bases 117 to 1349 code for a protein of 410 amino acids.